GCGGCCUGAGGGUCAGGGUCUGGCUCCAGCCGCACCCACGCCCCGUCUGGGGGACAGCUGCCCCUGAGGAAGAUGCUGGGCUUGGAGCCUCUUUCUCUGUGGGCACGUGGCGUGGGCAGCUGCCCCCUCCUGUCCUCCACCCCCUCGUCAGCAAGCCCUGGCUGGGGCCACCCGGGUUCAGUGCCCACCACCCAGGCCAUGCCCCUGCCUGGGGGGCAGGGGGGCGUUCCUACCCACCCCUCCCCUGCGAGUCUGGCUCAGCGCAGGGGCUUCUCCGGCAGGCGCCCCCAGCGCCCCAGGCUCAGUCCUGUGCCCACACCCUCCCGGCAUCUGUGCCGGCAGCCCCCCCACGGCCAACUGCGCCCCAGGCCCUGAGUAACCGCCCCUUUGUGUUUGCCAGGCUGUCAUGCUGGGCACGAAGCUGCGGCUGCAGCCAGAACUGGACGUUGAAAAGAUGAGCACGCCGCUGCUCCGCCAGGACAAGGCGAACCUCGUGGAGCGCUACGUGGACCGCUUCCCAGACCUCCAGAGGGGGCUGCUGGCUCUCACGGACUCCCGGUGCCAGCCAAGCUUUGACAUCAGCGUCGUCGCCAGAGCCUGGCGGGGCCCAGAGAGUGCCUGCAGGAGCAGCUGCUGCAGUGACGGGGCCACAGUCGCCCACUGUGCCCGGGACCUUGCACUGCCCGGCCACGGUGGCCACAGAGCUCAGCUGGCUCAGGCUCCAAGACAGGACGCCCAAGGUAUCUUCGGAGCACACAGAGGACCGUUACUACAAGCUGCCCAUCACCAGCCCAGCCAGGCGGUCGGCCUGGACAUGGAGUGGAAGCCCUCCUUUGGCGCCGGGGGCCGGCCCCUGUCCCUCACGCAGGUGGCUGUGGAGGGUCAUGGGUUCCUGCUAGACCUGGCCUUCUCCCGGCUGGUGUCCCGGCUGCGCUCGGACCCGUCCAUCACCAGGCUGGGUUAUGGGAUGGCAGGGGACCUGAAGAGCCUGGGGGCCUCCUGCCCUGGCCUGGGCCACACACAGAAGCUACCAGGCGACGUGGACCUGCUGCAGGUACACAGGCAGAUCUGGGUGACCGACAUGCCUGCCCUGGGCAUGGAUGGGGCUGGGGGGGGCCUCAGCCUCCUGGUGCAGCAGGUGCUGGGCGAGUCCCUGGACAAAACACAGAAGCUCUCCAACUGGGACCGGUAGCCACUGGACGAGGGGCAGCCGCUGUACGCAGCCGCUGACGCCUACCACCUGCUAGAGGCGCACCAGGUGCUGUGCAGAGAGCCCACCUGCUUCCACCUGACCAGGAGCCUGCGGCCAGGACACGGCCAGAGACCAGGGGCUCGGGAGCAGCCCCACCCCAUUUUGAAAAGAAGAGUGACCACACAGCCCUGGAGCCCACGCUCCCCACCAGGUCAGGGGUUGGGAGAGGAGGCCUCACCGUACACGACCGCAGAGUCCCGGGAGCUGGAAACCGGACCAGAGUUCGUCCAUCAGAGGACAUCUAAUGCAAACUGCCCGGCUGUCACAGGAGACCUGUCGCCUUCUGCGCUGAGCAGUUCGGUUGCCAGGCAGGAGGGAAGGACCAUCCUGACCUCGGGGCUGCCGUACCACAAGCCUCUGGGUGGAGGCAGCAGGGCGCUGAGGUCGACUGAGGCUGGCGCAGGGCGCUGCUCCCUGAAGGCCUGGCAGCGGGCGCGGGCAGUGCUCAGGCAUUUCAACGUGCUGUUGCCCACUCGGACCUCUCCGGCCGAUGCUAGAUGGGUCCUGCGUGCCCCAGGGCUACCGGGGCGCCCCCUGUGUGGUGGGCUCCUUCCCGCACCGGCACCCCUGGGCUGCCCGGGGGGUGUGAGGAAGGAGGGGCAGCGGGGUGCACACCCAGGCCCUUCCUCUGGGCUGCACCGACUGGAGACGGGCAGGAACUGCGUUUGCCGCCUCUUUGUCCUCAAACCAGCAAGUGUGGCCUGCAACUUCGACCAGUGCCUGAAGGUUUCCAAGGACCAGAUGCGGCAGCUCACGUGGCUCAGCGGCCACCAGAAAGGCCCCAGCAACACAGGUUACGAGGCCCAGAUGGAGGACACACAAGAGCCAGGUGGGCGUGGGACUGCCCAUGGAGGACAAACGAGGCCCCGGUGUUGGCUGGAGGAGGCAGAUCUGCACGCCCAUGUCCCAGCCACACUGGGCAACCGCACCCGCUGCAGCUGGCAGGGAUCCCGGCAGGCCUGGGGUGGCGGCCUGGGCUGUGGCAAGGUCUUCUGGGAGGGCUCCCACCUGGGCCGCUUCGCCUCUCAGUUCCUUGAGGCCCUGGGCAGUGUCCCCAACCCCGGCACGCCCAGCGGACCCCCGUCAGGGCUCCCCAGCCCCCCUGGCUUCCGGACAGUAAACGUGGGAAAGGCCCCCCCCCCCAUGUGGGCUGAGGUCGUGGACUCACUCGUGCAUGUUGCACACGUGUCGCUCGCUGUGGGGCAAAGGUGAAGGUCCCCACCUGGGCAGGGCUGCACCCCGGUCCCGGAGCGGAGACCUGUCUGGUGCUCAGCAACAAGGCAGACAGGGGGUAGGAAGGGCAGACCUGGGAGAGG
Molecule: messenger RNA, 2568 nt
Organism: Artibeus jamaicensis (Jamaican fruit-eating bat)
Lineage: Eukaryota; Metazoa; Chordata; Mammalia; Chiroptera; Phyllostomidae
Gene: EXD3
Product: exonuclease 3'-5' domain containing 3
Biological process (GO): nucleobase-containing compound metabolic process
Molecular function (GO): 3'-5' exonuclease activity; nucleic acid binding
Source: RefSeq, a predicted model, not a curated record